Clonostachys rhizophaga is the source of this 1581-nucleotide messenger RNA. The record is from the annotation of a GenBank genome assembly. Lineage: Eukaryota; Fungi; Ascomycota; Sordariomycetes; Hypocreales; Bionectriaceae.
GAAUCAGAGAGGCAGAAAGCCUCAGCCGCCCUGCCAGAAGCAAGACCGGCCAGCCGCUCUCCAUGGGCGGCAGCUCUGGAUACACCGACCAGACGGCCGCAGCCUUCUCCUAAAUUCUACGUUCCUUCUGUUCUGUUACCAGCCGAGGCCUCGAAAUCUCCCUCGGUUCACAAGAUUCAUAUUCUAGGAGAAGACGAGCGAUCAAAAUUUAUAGCGCACGCUCUUUCGGGUGUGUACGAGUCGGUGGAACUUUUGGGCUGGAAAAGAACGCCCUCACGUUACACAAAUAUUCAGAAAACAUCGAAAGGACAUCGCCGCGAAACGUCGAAGUUCGAACGGAACCCCAUCCAACUUAAGAAACCCGACGAGGAAGAUAAUUCACCCAUCGACCACCUUGUGAUCAGCUCCAAGGCGUUUGGUGCCGAAUCGAGCCUCGAUCAAUACAAGCAUCGCCUCCGUGAAGACACCACCGUGUGUGUGAUGACCGAGGGGCUCGGGGUGCUGGACGAUGUGCGGGCCAAGAUCUUCAACGGAACGUUCCAAAUGCCCAACAUGCUGCUCGGGCACAUGAGCCACAAACUCGCGUUCAACCGAAAUUACAAUUCAGUAAAGCAGCUGAAAGGCGGCCAGCUUCUUAUGACACCGCUGCCAACGACGACAGUCUCUCACAGUUCGAUCGAGCGCAAGACAGAGAACCGUACCAACUUUGUGGAGAGCUUCGGCAGGGCCAGGCAGCUGCGAGGCUCUAUAACGGAAUACGAUUCAUGGCUUCGCUUCAAACUCCCAAGCGUUAUCUUCGCUGCUGUAGCGGAUCCAGUAUGUGUUCUACUCGAUCUACCAUACCAUGGACUCUUGCAGAACCCCCCGGCCCAACGCAUGAUGGAGAGGCUUUUGGACGAAAUCACCCUAACGCUGGAAAUGCUACCCGAACUUGAGUCCUCGACGGUAGUGCGGGACUAUGUUAGAGGAAACCUGAUCAAACGCCAGCUGUACAAGAACAUCAUGGCGAAGAGGGACGCUCAGAGCUCACUCCUCUACCAGGUACAGCACGGGCACCAGACCGACAUCGACUACCUGAACGGAUAUUUUCUCAAGAGAGCAAAGCGUAUUGGGCUGGACCUCAGGAUGAACAAAUUAAUGACAGACAUGGUCAAGGCGAAAACCCUCCAAACGCGGCAGCGCAUCAACACUGACAUCAGAAAAGCGCGUCUAGAGCAGCUCAAAGCUCAGCAGGGAGCCAGCGGUGGUGGUGGUAGUGGGGGGCGAUCUGGUAGCAACGGCGGCGACGAAGAAAACUCAAGAAAGCAAGAAGAAGCCCGGCAGCACAUCCUCAACCAAAUCCUGCACCCCGAGGCAGCCGACCGGCUCGGCCGAAUCCGCCUCGUCAAGGAGUCGCGCGCGACCGACGUGGAGAACCGGCUGAUCAUGCUCGCGCAGUCGGGCCAGCUGCGGCAGAAGGUCACGGAGGAGCAGCUCAAGGACCUCCUCAACGCCGUGGCGGACAAGAAGGAGGAGGAGAAGAUCGUCGUGAGCAGGCGCAAGGGCUGGGACGACGAUGACGACGACCUGUUGGAUUUAUAA